AUGGUUGUUGAAAACACGCUCGUCUGGCAAAAAGCCGACGAUGAGGAAAAGGGCGGUGUCCGUGCCUCUCGCCAUGACCGAUUUGCCUUGGAAAAGGGUGAAGGUGGUGAUGAGAACGACGAUGGCUCGCCUUCGUCUUCCAGUGGCGGCGCCCGUAUGCGCAACAGGUCGGCCCGUCAACGGUCACGCUCAUCACGCCGCUCGAUUGACCCAUCUGCAGCUCUUCCCAUCCAGUACCGCACACUCUCCCAGGACAUUGAUGAUGCCGAGCGCCAGCGCAAGGGCGAACAGACCAAGGCCAAGGAUGCCAUGGUGUCGAAAUUCGAGGCCAUCGACUGGCACAAGAUCUCCUCGGCCGAGCUGGAAAAGCGCCUCGACACCAGCAUCGUCGCUGGUCUGUCGGCCAACACGGCCAAGGACCGCCUCCGCACGCACGGCGCCAACGCCAUCUCGCCCCUGCCCAACCCGUGGUUCGGCAAAGUCGUCGGGUACUUCUUCAAGGGCUUCGGUUCUAUCCUGGCGGUUGGCGGCAUCUUGGUGUUUCUGUCAUGGAAGCCGCUCGGCGAGCCGGCACCCGCUGUCGCCAACUUGGCCCUCGGCAUUGUCCUGAUUGCCGUCUUCCUCCUCCAGGCCGCCUUCAAUGGCUGGCAGGACUGGUCCUCGUCGCGUGUGAUGCAGUCCAUCACCGCCAUGCUUCCGGCCUCGUGCCACGUCCUUCGCGAGAACGGCAUCCAGACGGAGAUUGCCGCUGCCGACCUCGUGCCCGGCGAUGUGCUGCUGCUGACGGCCGGCGACCGCAUCCCUGCCGAUGUCCGCUACGUGCGCGUGUCGCAUGACAUGACAGUCGACCGGGCCGUCUUGACGGGCGAGUCGAAGCCGAUCAAGGCCAGUGCGUCCGAAGGCCGCACGGCGGCCGCCAGCGACAACUACCUCGAGACCAACUGCAUUGGCCUGCAGGGCACGCACUGCGUGACGGGCACGGCGCGCGCGGUGGUGGUGGCAACGGGCGAUUCCACCGUGUUUGGUCAGAUUGCCAAGCUGACGAGCACGCCCAAGACGGGACUGACAACGAUGGAGCGCGAGAUUCUGCGCUUUGUGCUGCUCAUCUUUGUCAUCAUGGUGACCUGGAUUGUCGUGCUCGUGGCUGUCUGGGCCGGCUGGCUGCGCAAGGCACAUCCCGACUGGAUUAGCGUGCCGAUGCUGAUUGUCAGUGCCGUCAGUGUGGCCAUUGCCUAUAUUCCCGAAGGCCUACCCAUUGCCACGACGGCGAGCUUGACCAUCACGGCCAAUCUCAUGAAGAAGCAUCGUAUCCUGUGCAAGUCGCUCAAGACCGUUGAGACGUUGGGUGCCGUGUCCGUCAUUUGCUCCGACAAGACCGGCACUCUGACCAAGAACAAGAUGUAUGUCACCGACUGCUCGCUGGGUGUCACGACCUACACCACCGACGAGGUAGUACUGCUGGCUGAGGGUGCCCCCGCCUCCGCGUUCCCGUCGCCCUUGAACCAGUUGUGUGCUGGUGCGGGACUGUGCAACACCGCCGAGUUUGAUACAGCCGCCGAGGACGAGGAUGAUGUCGAGGCCAAUGGUCCCAAGAAAGAGCGCCGCAUCUUUGGCAACGCCACGGACCAGGCCGCCCUGCGUCUCGCCGACCGCCUGGGCCACAUUGCUGAGCUGCGUGCCGCCUGGUCCACCGUCGCCGACCUCGCCUUUGACAGCAAGACCAAGUACAUGGCCACCGCCCUUGCCCUCAACGACACCAGCAACAACAACAGCAUAGCACACCAGUGCCUGACACACGGCGAGGUGGUGGACAGCACGUUUGGCAAAAUCAACCCCAGUGCGCCGGCUCUACCACUGCCUGCCGUUCAGCAGAACACGCUCCUGUUUCUCAAGGGCGCGCCGGAUAUGCUCCUCGACAAGUGCACGCGCAUUGUGCAGGCGGGCGUCGGUGAGGGGGGCAGUAGCGUCGUCGCCUUGACGCCCACGACGCGUGCCGCUGUGCAGCAGACCAAGGACGCUUGGUCCGCCGAGGGACGCCGUGUGAUUCUCGUCGCGCGCAAGAUUCUUGCUCCUGGUGUGCUCGUUAACGGCGCCGCGGCCAAGAACGACGAGCGCCUCAAGAGCGAGGUGCACGCUGGCGCGUUCACGCUGAUCGGCUUGCUGGCGCUCAUGGACCCGCCACGCGACGAGAUCCACGACGUGAUGCAGACGCUGCGCGGUGCCGGCAUUCGCUCGGUCAUGGUGACGGGUGAUUUUGGUCUGACGGCGCUUGCGAUUGCGCGCCAGUGCGGCAUGGUGAGCACGCGUGCGGUGCACGGCAUGGCCGAUCUGGUCCGGUCCCCCAGCAAGAGCGUCGGCAAGAACGUCGGCGCGUCCAGCGAGAAGGCCGACGCGGCACCGUCCGCGGCACCGUCCGCGGCUCGCAAGUGGGCUGCCAAACUGCACGUGGCCCACGCCGACGCUGCUCCGAUGGAUCAUCCGCUGCCGCCCGCGCCCCCGCAAACAACGGCCCUGCUUCUGACCGGUGCCGACCUGCUCAAGGUCAGCGACUACCAGUGGGACCAAAUCUGCUCGGCGACCCACUACCCGGAGAUUGUUUUUGCCCGCACCACGCCCGACCAGAAGCUGCGCAUUGUUCGUGCGUUCCAGGCCCGCGGCGCCGUUGUGGCCAUGACGGGCGACGGCGUCAACGACGCACCCGCUCUCAAGGCUGCCGACGUUGGCAUUGCGCUGGCCGGGGGCUCGGACAUUGCUGUCGAGGCUGCCGACAUGGUGCUGCUUGGCGGGUCAACGUUUGCGAGCGUGGUCGAGGCUGUGCGCUAUGGCCGUCUUGUGUUUGACAACAUGAAGAAGAUCAUCGCGUACCUGCUGCCGGCCGGUUCGUGGUCUGAGUUCUGGCCUGUGUUCACGAAUGUCAUUCUGGGCCUGCCGCAGAUCCUGUCGUCGUUCUUAAUGAUUAUUAUUUGGUGA
Messenger RNA from Sporothrix schenckii 1099-18, 2970 nucleotides. RefSeq names its product sodium/potassium-transporting ATPase subunit alpha. Bases 1 to 2970 code for a protein of 989 amino acids. The record is from RefSeq and is a predicted model, not a curated record. Gene Ontology annotation, cellular component: membrane. The transcript is spliced from 4 exons. NCBI's taxonomy places the organism in Eukaryota, Fungi, Ascomycota, Sordariomycetes, Ophiostomatales, Ophiostomataceae. Gene Ontology annotation, biological process: intracellular sodium ion homeostasis; potassium ion import across plasma membrane; intracellular potassium ion homeostasis. Gene Ontology annotation, molecular function: P-type sodium:potassium-exchanging transporter activity; ATP hydrolysis activity; ATP binding.